Messenger RNA from Sinocyclocheilus rhinocerous, 6521 nucleotides. It is a transcript of the gene grid2ipa, whose product is annotated as glutamate receptor, ionotropic, delta 2 (Grid2) interacting protein, a. NCBI's taxonomy places the organism in Eukaryota, Metazoa, Chordata, Actinopteri, Cypriniformes, Cyprinidae. Gene Ontology annotation, molecular function: protein binding. Gene Ontology annotation, biological process: regulation of DNA-templated transcription. The record is from RefSeq and is a predicted model, not a curated record.
UACCCUUAUGACUGGUUUUGUGGUCCAGGGUCACAUAUACCAUAACCUAAGUGUAAGGGCACAGUUGGGUUGCUUUUUCUCUGCAGAGGUCAAACCAGCAACCUUCUGACUACCAGCCCUGAGCGCCACAGAUCUCCUCAUUACUUUCUGACGUCAUGCUGUAAAUGCUAUUAAUAUCAUAUUAAAUCAUACCCAUCACUGCGGUGUUGGAGGUUAACCAUUCCUGCUGUUCUGAGACUGUGCUUGAAUAAGGAACAGUUGGAAGAAUGAUACCGGAUCAGAUUCUUAGAAGGGGAGUUGGAGUUAAAUGUACCAGACUACAUCUAACUGUACCACAGCAUCUCUGAGGAUCUGUAAUCGGAGCGCCGUCCUUUGCUGCUCUGACAGGCAGUUUCUGGGUCACUCCUCAGCCCUGAGAGAGGGCCCAAUCCACCAGCAUCACAGAGAGAGAGAGGGGGAGAGGGAGAGGGAGGUAUUUAUAGAAAAAUGGGGCUUCACUGUACCUUUUUCUUGCAAAAGAAUCAUUAAAAGACCCAGCUAGCUUGUCCCAGAUUUCUGCUCCGUGCUCUGCAAGACAGUUUGAACUGGACUUACUUAUUGGAGAUGUAGAGCCAUGGCUGCAGAGAGCUUGACAGCGCUCUCUCGAUCUACACUGGACUGAUAUCCUCAUCAGAGGAUCCUCGAUGGAGGCUAAACCUGCCGGAUUGAUUGCUUUUGGUAAUGAUGGAGCAGUGACUUGUUGAGGAGGGUGAUGAGGUGCUGACCUGACGUGACCUCUUACAGCUUGACUUCCACACAGGAGACCCAGAAACCAUGAUGAGAAGAUUUUUGAAGAGCCAGAAGGGUCGUUUCUCUCUUCGCCAAAGCCGAUCGGGAUCCCGCAGUGCCUCCAAAGAUUUCUACCCAAACCCUAACGUGCUGAGAGAUUUCCCACUGAAUAUUGAACUGGCCCUUCCAGCAAAUAACCAGGGUUGGCCAGAGGACUUUGGCUUUAAGCUGGGUGGAGAUGGACCCAGUUACAUCCUCUCUGUGGUGGAGGGCAGCAGCGCUUACAUGGCCGGACUGCAGCCAGGCGACCAGGUUCUGGAGAUCGAUGGGCAGAACGUCUCGUCCCUCAGCACCAAAGCCCUCAUUGCUCUGGCUCAGACCCUCAAGACUGUGCCGCCCAGCAUUGGCGUUGUGUCUAGAAUUGAACAGAUGGACAUUGCCCCGGGGCCUGAUGGUCGUUUUGGCUUUACUAUAGUGGGAGACAGUCCCCUGCUGGUGGAGGACUGCAUGCUCAACUCUCCAGCCGGCCGGAGUGGACUGCGAGCAGGUGACUAUGUGAUGGAGGUGAAUGGGAUUCCAGUGAAACAGCACGAGACGGCGGCGGCCAUGAUCAAGGCCUCUCAGGGACGUACGCUGCGUCUGGGUGUGCUGCGGAUCAACCGCUGGCAGAAACGCAGCAGCAGCAGCAUGAAAGAGACCUAUCAGAGCGGAGACAUGUUGAGGCAGGACCGCAAGCACAAAGCUCUGGAGUUCAACAAGAAGGUUGAGGAGAUUUUAGGGGAGGAGCCUGAGGUGAAAGAGAGGCUGUUUGAUUUGCUGAAGCAGUAUGCAAAUGAGAGGGAUGUUGAAGGUCUGGCGUCUACACUUCCAGAAAUACUGCUCACCGAGGAACACCAGCAACUGAUUGACAGCAUCAGGAUCUUCAUCCCUAAGAAGCACCGGCAGCGCUUUGAUGAGAUGGUCUCUCAGAGUUUGAUCAGUCGCUUGAGGGGCCGAAGCUUCAGCGAGCACAGGAACAAUCGCCUACGGCGCAGCCGGAGCGAAGACCACCCCGAACGGCUGCUGUCUGUGUCCACUCGAGCCAGCUCUGUGCCCCGGACCGCCAAUGAAGAAGUGGUCAUGCCUCCUGCCCGUGGCCUCCGCAAGACCACCUCACUCAUCGCAGGCCAUUCCAGUUCCUUCUCUACACGCAGGACAGUACGGGUGUACAAAGGGAACCAAAGUUUCGGGUUUACUCUGCGUGGCCAUGCUCCAGUGUGGAUCGACUCUGUAAUACCAGGGAGCCCUGCUGAGAAGGCGGGUCUCAAACCUGGAGAUCGCAUCCUGUUUCUCAAUGGGUUGGACAUGAGGAGCUGUUCACAUGAGAAGGUUGUGUCCAUGCUUCAGGGGAGUGGGGCAAUGCCCAGCCUGGUGGUUGAAGACGGCUUGCCGGCCUUCACCGUGACCGAACCCGAACUGUUGGAGGUUUCUCCCCGCUCCCGUGCUCCUGUGCUAAGCUCCCUGCAGUGGGUCGCAGAGAUCUUGCCUCCCAGUAUCCGCGUACAAGGUCGCACCUUCAGCCAGCAGCUUGAGCACCUUCUCACACUCCAAGAGAGAUACACCAUCUGCAAGGCCCUGGAGGCCUUCUUCCAGCACAGAAAUGUAGACACUUUGAUUGUGGAUAUCUUCCCUGUGUUGGAUACCCCAGCAAAACAGGUGAUUUGGCAGUUUAUUUACCAGCUGCUGACCUACGAGGAGCAGGAACACUGCCAGAACAAGAUCUCCCGCUUCCUUGGCUAUAAAGUUACACUGCCAACAGCAGAACCUGAACCUCCAGCCCAUGAGCCUCAUAGGCGCAGCAGCUCCAUGAAGGUGACGGGGACAACCUACAGGAGCAGUAUGAGGGGACGCAGCUCAGAUGAUCUGGUCAUCGGCACUCACCUGGGCAUGGGGAUUUGCACUGAGCCAGUGGAGUUGGCACCUAUGCGACUGACUCCUGGAGAGAGGCAAUCAGGGGAUGGAACAUCCUUACCAGAGACGCCCAACAAUCUGACUAAUCUGUCAGCUGUGUAUGCUGAGCUGGAGAAUGUCUAUGCCGGGAAGAGAUCCAAAUCCCUAAAGACUCGACCUCCUCCAGCUCCUGAAACUCUGGUUAACGUAGACAUCUUCCCGCACGCUUCCUCACAGUCCAUCAGGGCACACUCUUCCUCUCCAUCUGUUCGGGCCACUUCAGGUAGCCGCAAAUCAGCAUCAGCGCAGUCUGUGCCACCACCUCCACCACCGCCACCACCUCCUCCACAACCUGACUCUUGGAUGCAGGAGCCUUCACUGAGUCCCCAGUGCCUCUGUUACCCUCCAGGUCUUCCCUCUCAAACCAGUGCUGAGUCCAACCCAUACAUCAGUUUAGACAGUCCACCUCUCUCUCCACCCUCUCCUCCGGACUACCCCCCUAGUCCACCCAUUCGGAAGAAGCGCUACACCUUCUCACGUCCCCCCCGUACCCCUGACACAGAUUUGUUUAUGGAGGUUCUGAGCGAACAGCUAGGACAGCAGUUAUCUGUGGAUGACUUCCUGUCACCAGAGAAUGACUAUGAAGAGGAUGUUGUCCAGAUGACAUUCCAGAAUGAGGAAGAGGAGGUAGAGGAGGAACUGGGAUUCACUCCUGACCAUGCACCCCGACAGUUGACCUUCCGUCGCCACCCGGGACCUCCUCCGCCACCUCCGCCAAGAGCUAACCCCCCUCCAAAAAGACAAUCCAUUCACAAGGUGUUGCCCACACGUGAUGAGCUGAUGACCCAAGUCCUUCAGGAGCACCACUCGCUUCCUGUUCAGCCAAUAACCAGCCACCCUCAGCAAUCUCAGCAGCAGAUGCAUCAGUCUCUGCCCCCUAUGCCCUCUCCAGAAAUAGACCAGUCACCCAUCCCCAGUCAUGCAAUCUACGAAAUGCACCAUCAGGUUCAUCCAGCUCACCAGGUUCAUCAACACCACCAGGUGCAACAGGAUCACCAGAUGCAUCCAAUCCAUCAAAAUAAACCAAGUCGCCAGUCUCAGUCUAUCAAAGUGCACCAAAGCCAUCACUCACACCAGACUAUUCAGACUCAACUCUCUAGCUCCAUGGAUAGGCUUGAUAGGAUUGAAAGAAAGGAACUCUCGGAUAGACAUAUCUAUGACAUGCAGCCCCAACCCUUGCAUCCAGAUCAACAAGUACACCAUGCUUAUCAGAUGCAUCAGAGUCAUCAGGCUCACCUCUCAAGCUCCAUGGAUAGACUUGACCGAUUGGAGCAGAUCCAGCGUUUGGAACGCUUGGAGCAUAUGGAACGAAUCGAGAGACUGGAGAGGGCGGACAGACAAAUGCACCGGACACACAUGGCUCAAGCUAUUCAACCAUCUCAGCAGACUCAGCAACAGUACCACCACCAGAUGCAUCAAGCUCAUCAAGCCUACCCACUGAUCCAGUCGCCUCCGCCAACCCGCCACAUUCAUCAGAUUGAACAUAUACACCAGGUUCAGCCAAUCCAGUCAGCUCCUCAGUACCACCAGAUCCACCAGCCCCACCAACCUCACCAGACCCAACAGAUUCUGUCAACUUUCCAGCCUCAUCCUUCACAACAGCAGCAACAGCAGAUGCAGCAGCAACAACAACUUCAGCAGCAGCAACAACUUCAACAACAGCUUCUGCAGCAGCAACAGCUUCAGCAACAGCAGAUUCAGCAGCAGCAAGCUCAGCAGCAACAGCAGAUUCAGCAGCAGCAACAACAUCGCUCAACCCCACAGAUUCCCCCCAUUGCACAGGCCAGACAGAGCCCGCAACCCAUGUACCACGAUCUUCGUCACCACCAUCACUAUCACAGCCACCAUGAGGCCCAGUCCCAAACGCAAUCACCAAGUACACCCCAACCUCAAACUCACCACCCCAAUGAAGGUUCCACUGUGGAGCCACCUCCUCCUCCACCUUUACCCCCACCUUGCAUGCCUCCUCCGCUCCCAAAGGCCUCACCACAAAAAUCAGAUUCCAGUCAUAUGAGUGUAAAGCGGUUACGAUGGGAACAAGUGGAAAAUUCUGAGGGAACCAUUUGGGGACAGUUGGAAGAAGACUCUGAUUAUGACAAGCUAAGUGACAUGGUGAAAUACCUAGACUUGGAGCUUCAUUUUGGGACACAAAAAAGCCCUGUUUCUCUUCCAGAGCCCUCACCUCAGGUGGAGACUUUCAAGAAGAAAGAUGUGGUGGAGAUUCUCUCCCAUAAGAAAGCCUACAAUGCUUCAAUUUUGAUUGCCCAUCUGAAGCUGUCACCAAGCGAGCUACUCCAGGUGCUGAUGACGAUGUCGAGUGAACGUUUAGAGUCAUCACAUAUUAAACAAUUGCUCCUAUAUGCACCAGACGAUGAUGAGGUUAGACAAUACGAGCAGUACAGAGACGACCCAAGCAAACUCAGUGAGCCCGAUCAGUUUGUCCUACAGAUGCUAUUUGUGCCAGAGUAUAAGACCCGUUUGAAAAGCCUGCAUUUUAAGACUAUGUUGCAAGAGAAAACAGAGGAGAUGAGGGGGGCCUACGACUGUGUUUUCAAGGCUUCAUUGGAUCUCAAGAACAGCAAAAAAUUGGCCAAGAUUCUGGAGUUUGUUCUGGCUAUGGGGAAUUAUCUGAAUAACGGCCAACCCAAGACCAAUAAAACGACUGGAUUUAAGAUCAAUUUUCUCACUGAACUUAGCACCACCAAAACAGUGGAUGGAAAGUCAACAUUUCUGCAUAUCCUGGUGAAAUCAUUGUGCCAGCAUUUUCCCGAGGUUCUGGACUUUGGGAAGGAGCUUGAGACGGUACCACAAGCAGCCAAAGUGAAUCAGAGAAACAUCACUUCUGACUUCAACGACUUACAUGCCACAAUCCAGGACAUUCGUUUAGCCUGCCAGAAGAUGCCAGCCACUGCUGAGGACCGAUUUGCCAUUGUUAUGAGUGGGUUUCUGGAAAACAGUCACCCUGCAGUGCAGUCUCUGGAGUCUCUGCAGCAGCGGGCAAUGGAAGAGUUCUGCAAAGUCGCAUCAUUCUUCGGUGAGGAUGGAAAGGCCACCACCACAGAGAGUUUCUUCGGUAUCUUUGCCGAGUUCAUGACUAAAUUUGAGAGGGCUUUGAGUGAUAUCCAGACUACAGAAAACCCUCAACGCAGCCCCAGGAGCGCUCGCACGACCUCUCCUGUAGCCUGGUGAAGAAACCACCCAACAUGAGGCAAACAUACCCAUACAAACAAAUACAUACAGACUUACAGUACAUAAAUGUUCACUUACAUACUGUCCACUCCUAUGCCUGUCCAGUCUAAAUUUAGUAAUAGCCUUAUGGUAAUUCAAGGACAUGUGUACAGUAGCAAACUAAUGCACAAGCACCAGGGUCCUGGCGAGUUAUAAAGGUGAACUCUCAGGCACAGAUUGGACAGGAAAGCGUCUGUAGUAGAGCAAAAGGUACAGGGAAAGAUUAUAAAUUGCUUUAAAACAUUUGAUCAGAUUUGGUCUAGGACAUUAUUUACAGGAUGGACUGUGUGAUUGUUCUUGGCACUCAAAAACCAGGAAUGGAGUCAAAAGUUGGGGCAAAAUUGAUUGGGGAUUUUGUAAAUCAUAAUAAGUGCAGUUCGAUAAGAUAUUUAAUGUAGAAUGUAAUUAGGACUGUGAAUGUCAGAUCUUGACUGACUUGAUAUUUUAAUGAAGUUGUUGUUUAGGAGAAGUGCUUUAACAAUGUGUCUUAAUUCUGCUUAAAUGUAUUUAAACAACCUGGGUUGGCGUUGUUAGUU